GAUCUGUGAGUCGUGGUUCUGUUUACAUGUUCUGGAGGUACGCUCCUCACGUUUCGCUUCAUUAGGAGUCAAAUACGAUUACUUGUAGAGACGUGUAACAAAUAGUUUAUUGUCGGGAAAGAUGUUCGUAUUCCACAUGCUUAUGUACAAAUUGUUCAAACUUUUAGAGGUGAAACGGCAGCGCUAACUUGCUAAUUUUAACUUCACUCUAUCCUCAUGGUGUCAGUGAAAGGGAUGUACUCAUUUGGGAUUAACAGACAACUCCACCAUAAGCUACUUAUUACAUUAUAAAGGUGGUUUACUAAACUAAAGGCUUAGUGUUGAUCCAGUCAGAAGUUAAACACCCGAUAUUAGCUGUUAAAUAAAAAAAUAGUUACGACUCAGUGUGUUGGCUCCUUUUUUUGUCAGAAGCGGCCACCCAGUCCCUGCAGGGCUGGACCACCUGACAGCUGCUCAGGAUGAGCUCAGAGCCAGCCAGCAUUGAGAGCCUGCGUGUGUUGUACCAGAGCGACGACUACAUCAUUGUGGACAAGCACUGGGAUAUCCGCAUAGACAGCAAGAUGUGGUAUGAAAAGCAGACUGUGCAGAUGCAGCUGCAGCAUCACUUCCCCCAUCUGGCAGACCCCAGGACCUACUAUGGCUUCAGGUUUUGUCACCAGUUGGAUUUUUCCACCAGCGGAGCUCUUUGUGUCGCUCUCAAUAAGGCUGCUGCUGGAAGGGCGUACCGCUGCUUUAAGGACCGUACCGUCACCAAAGCCUACCUGUCUUUGCUUCGUGGAUGGGUGGAAAAGGAGACACAAACUCUGGACUUCGCCAUCGGCAAGAACUCCAUGGAGGGAAAAACACACAUGAUGUGCAUUGAAGGAAGUGAAGGUUGUGAGAACCCAAAGCCUUCCCAGACUGAGCUGACAGUGUUGGAGUACGGGGUGUAUGACGGAGACCCGGUCACCAAGGUGCUGCUGCAGCCACUCACUGGUCGGACCCACCAGUUAAGGGUCCACUGCAGCGCCAUCGGACACCCCAUCGUCGGAGACUUCACCUACAGCCUGGGAGCGGAUGACUCUCCGUACCGAAUGAUGCUGCACGCCUACCUCCUCCACAUUCCCCUGCAGCCUCAGCACCUUCUCGUCACCGCCGCAGACCCCUUCGUCCCGGCGGUCGACCCCAAGUGGGUCUCGCAGCGCUCACUGCGGACAGUGGAGGCCACCGUUGACGCCGUUCUGGAGCACAGAAAGACUGAAGAGAGGGAACGCGAGGAGGCGAGAAGAGAGGAGGAGGAGGAGAAGAAGAGGAAGCAAAGUAAGCAACGAAGGACUGAGGAGCAGAGCGAGGAGCAGAGGCGGGUCUGCCAGGAGUGGCUGAGUGAAUGGGCCGCAGACUGACGGGUUUUAAUGGUUUCGGUUUAAUUUAUUGUAGCAGUCCACUCCAAAAAAGCAUGUUGGGCAUGCUUUUAAAAGACGAGGGGCAACCCGCGGUGCAUUAAAGAGAAUGAACGAGCGACGUAAAAAGGCAUGUUAAUGAAUAUUUUAUGCUGCACUUAAAAUGAUAAUUCUUGGAUCGUUCUUCCACAGAAAGUGAAGUAAAUAUUUACUUCACCGCAGCUAAAAAUUAAGUGCCUUCACUCAUUAUUUUCACUUCUGUUUUUUUACGAGGUUUAAAUUUAACUUCUUUUGUUCAACAAUAAAAAAAACAAAUCACUCCUUUUAUGCCGUUAGAUUUUGUUUGCUGAUCCAUGUCAUGUAGGUAAAGAAGUUUCAUUGACGUGUGUUUGUUGCCAUAUAAUGUAUGUUGUUGAGGAAAUUCCAAUUAAAACCUGCUGUAUGCAUCUCUGCUGCUAAGUA
Messenger RNA from Fundulus heteroclitus (mummichog), 1841 nucleotides. It is a transcript of the gene rpusd1, whose product is annotated as RNA pseudouridine synthase domain containing 1. Gene Ontology annotation, molecular function: pseudouridine synthase activity; RNA binding. The transcript has 5 exons. Lineage: Eukaryota; Metazoa; Chordata; Actinopteri; Cyprinodontiformes; Fundulidae. The record is from RefSeq and is a predicted model, not a curated record. Bases 459 to 1382 code for a protein of 307 amino acids. Gene Ontology annotation, biological process: pseudouridine synthesis.